This is a messenger RNA of Alnus glutinosa, 1129 nucleotides long. RefSeq names its product tRNA (guanine-N(7)-)-methyltransferase. The transcript has 3 exons. The coding region runs from base 203 to 961 and encodes 252 amino acids. The record is from RefSeq and is a predicted model, not a curated record. Gene Ontology annotation, biological process: RNA (guanine-N7)-methylation; tRNA methylation. Gene Ontology annotation, molecular function: tRNA (guanine(46)-N7)-methyltransferase activity. NCBI's taxonomy places the organism in Eukaryota, Viridiplantae, Streptophyta, Magnoliopsida, Fagales, Betulaceae. Gene Ontology annotation, cellular component: tRNA methyltransferase complex.
AAUUCAAAUCUCUUUCAAUCGCCCUAUUAUUUCCGUUUCGUCUCUCAGAGCAAAUUUCGGCUCCAUCUCAAGGGCUUCACUCUUCUUCCGUCCGUCCAGCUCCAUCAGAUCCUUUUUUCAGUUGAGGAGGGUGUGCAGCAUUUUGGACUCCUGUCUGCCAUUUUUUUACCAAGGUAGAAGAUUUGCUUUGCAGAAAAGAACCAUGUUGGAAAACAAUGCAAAUGCAAAUAUCAGCAAGUCAACUGGCCUGCCUCGGAAGCGUUUCUACAGGGCGCGAGCACACAGCAACCCGUUAAGUGAUUCUCACUUCCCAAUACCAAUAACCCCUUGUCAUGUCGACUACUCGCUUCAUUAUCCUCUGUUCUUUCCUUCAUCUGAUAAGAUUGAUGGUGCCAAGAAGAUCCAAUUUGCAGAUGUUGGUUGUGGUUUUGGGGGACUGCUAAUUAGUCUUUCGACCCUUUUCCCUGAGACCCUAAUGAUUGGGAUGGAACUUAGGGAUAAGGUAACAGAGUAUGUCAAGGAGCGAAUUUCAGCACUGAGGGUGGCAAAUCCAGGUCAAUACCAAAAUGUUUCAGUGGUUCGGACAAAUUCCAUGAAAUAUCUUCCAAAUUACUUUGAGAAAGGACAGCUUUCAAAGAUGUUCUUCUUGUUCCCGGAUCCACACUUUAAAGAGAAGAAUCACCGUCGUCGAGUGAUCAGUAAACACCUGUUAGAUGAGUAUGCUUAUGCUCUUGGGGUUGGCGGGAUUAUAUACACGAUUACAGACGUGGAAGAGCUUGGAGAGUGGAUGAAGGCUUGUUUAGAGAGUCACCCCAUGUUUGAAGCCCUCACAGAGGAAGAGCUUGAAGCGGAUCCGGUUGUAAAGCUUUUGAGUUCUGCAACAGAGGAAGGACAGAAGGUUGCUAGGAAUGGUGGACAGACUUUCCAAGCAGUUUACAGACGCUUUAUGCCAUCCCUAUAAUACAUGGAGAAACUCAGACUGCCCAAGUUCAGUUGACUUAAUGGAUGAUUAUUGUUGCUCAGUUAGUCUUCAUUAGGAUCAUUUGGUUUUUCCAAAUAUGUGAUGUGCAAUUUUUUGUGUUAUUGAGAGUCUGAGACUACAAACAAUAAAAGUGUGCGAUAGUUAUAA